AUGGCCUUCAGGGCCUCGGCGAUGCGUGCGGCUCGGCCCCAGGGCCUCCGCCUGCACGCCACCCGGAUGGCUGAGAUCUCGCCCCCCAGCUCCUCCGGCAAGGGCGGUGCCAAGCCCAAGUCCAAGAAGGAGGAGGAGUCUGACUCGGAGUCUGAGGACGAGUUCUUCGACGAGGAUGGGGAGGGUCUGGACCCACAGCAGGUGGAGUCCCUGCUGGCCACGCUGUGCGAGGGCACCGACCUGGCCCACCUGGAGCUGAAGCUCCCCGGGUUCCAGCUGCGCGUGCGGCGCAGCCUGAGCAAGGCUGCCUCCCCUGCCGCGGCAGCCGCCGCCCCCGUCGCGGCGCCGGCCCCAGUACCCGCGCCCGCCCCCGCGCCCGCCACCCCCCCUCCCGUUGCCAGUGCCGACGAGGCCGACGAGUCGCGCCUGGCGGUCGUGGCGACCAAGGUGGGCGUCUUCCGGCGCGGGCGCUAUGUCAAGGGCAAGCGCGUGGGCAAGGGCCCACUGGCGGCUGCGGGCGACAGCGUGAAGAAGGGUCAGGUGCUGGCCUUCGUGGAGCAGCUGGGCACGCACUGGCCCGUGGAGGCGCCACAGUCGGGGGAACUGGAGGGCUUCCUGCUGGAGGACGGCGACCCCGUGGAGUACAACCAGACUGUGCUGGAGCUGACCCCCUUCUUUGGGGGCCACAUCAUCGGCGACAAGAAGUACCGGUGA
Messenger RNA from Auxenochlorella protothecoides, 714 nucleotides. Its product is annotated as Biotin carboxyl carrier protein of acetyl-CoA carboxylase. Bases 1 to 714 code for a protein of 237 amino acids. The transcript is spliced from 3 exons. The record is from RefSeq and is a predicted model, not a curated record. Lineage: Eukaryota; Viridiplantae; Chlorophyta; Trebouxiophyceae; Chlorellales; Chlorellaceae.